AGAGGGAAGAAAUAGAAAAAGAAAGAGGAGGGUGUGUGUUUCCUUUUCAUUAGUUUAGCCAUACUCUCUAAAGACACACACCCCACGUUUCUACCAACAAUAAACAUAAACAGAAAAAACUGACUCAUACCCAUUAUCUUGAUGAUUGUCAACAAAAUCUCCCAAGAACAAACUCCUCAAAAAAAAAAAAACCAUAUGGAGUUUGGGCUUCUCCCUUAAUCUCCAUUCAAUCUUCCAAAACAACAAGCUCUCACAUCACAGUUCUUUUCCGACUCCGUACGUAGGGAAUUCGCUCGAAAUUUUUCAUGAUGGUUCGAGCAAUGGAAGAAGAACAAGCACAAUAUAGGUCCAGACUCUUCCAUUUGAAAGGAAUGAACGAGGACGCAGGACGACAAGCACAUAGUAUGAUCAUGGAGAGCAGUGGGCCGCUUUCACCCGUGGAAGGUAGGAUAGCAUCAAGAAGCCAGGCUUCAGCACCUUUGAGCGAUGAGCCAAAGCAGAUUGGUUUUUCCCUUAACCGUAACGAAAAGGGUCCAAAAUCCCGUUUGCCCAAUGAUCAUGGAGCGGAGAGCCCCCGGUCCAAAACAGACAUGGAACUGAUGAAGGAAAGGUUUUCGAAGUUGCUUCUUGGUGAGGAUAUGUCGGGUGGAGGAAAGGGUGUUUCAUCGGCCUUGGCAUUGUCCAAUGCCAUUACAAACCUUUCAGCUUCUAUCUUUGGUGAACAAAAGCGAUUAGAGCCUAUGGCAUCAGAUAGGAAAGCAAAGUGGAGAAGAGAAAUUGACUGGCUCUUAUCGGUGACUGAUCACAUUGUUGAAAUGGUUCCUUCAAAGCAAAAAUCGAAAGAUGGAACUAAUAUGGAGAUAAUGACCACAAGACAGCGGACUGAUCUCCACAUGAAUAUCCCCGCCCUACGGAAACUUGAUACAAUGCUUAUUGACUUACUGGAUAAUUUUAAAGACCAAAAUGAAUUCUCUUAUGUGUCCAAAGACGACGAAUCAGAGAGAGGGAAAAACAAGAGGAAAGACGACAAAUGGUGGAUACCUACGCCUAAGGUUCCCCCAAAUGGUUUAUCUGAAGUCACAAGGAAAUGGCUGCAGUUCCAGAAGGAUUCAGUGCACCAAGUACUCAAAGCGGCUAUGGCCAUAAACGCACAAGUUGUAUCAGAAAUGGAAAUCCCGGAAAAUUACAUUGAUUCUCUCCCCAAGAACGGGAGGGCUAGCCUUGGAGACUCUAUAUAUAGAAGUAUAACGAGUGGGGACUACUUUGAUCCUGAUCAUUUUCUAUCAAUGAUGGAUUUGUCAUCAGAGCAUAAGAUCCUUGACCUCAAGAAUAGGAUUGAGGCCUCUGUUGUGAUUUGGAAGAGGAAAAUGAAUGCCAAAGAUGGAAAGUCGGCUUGGGGUUCAGCUGUGAGUUUGGACAAGAGAGAAAUGUUUGAAGAUAGAGCAGAGACCAUUUUGCUCAUUAUUAAACAGCGGUUUCCUGGAAUUCCUCAAUCGGCGUUAGACAUCAGCAAGAUCCAAUACACCCGGGAUGUCGGACAAGCAGUAUUGGAGAGCUAUUCAAGAAUACUAGAAAGUUUGGCCUACACGGUCAUGUCUAGAAUAGAAGAUGUUCUCCAUGCUGAUUCUCUUGCGCAAAAUCCAUCACUCGGGGAACAAAAACGGCAUCCCCUAAGAGAUACCUCGAUAGUUAUGACAGCUGAUACGUUUCCAAAUGCAAAAGAAGAGCUAGAGAAGCUGAAAUCAUCGGAUGCGCCCACUUCAAUGACGCUAUCAGAUUUCAUGGGUUGGACUUUGGAUCAAGGAGAUAGUGAAACGAAGAAGGACUCAGCCGAAGAUUCUGUCAAAGAAAACGAUACAAAGCCCCUAAGUAAACCCCCUAUUAUUGUGACCAACAAGAAACUUACCUACAUAGAGAAGCUUGAGAACUUAGGCGGUUUAAGAAGUCCAACUGCGCGCCAUUAAUAUGCAGACAGACACCAACGGAAUUGUGCACUAAAGAUGGAAUGUGAACAAGGAGAAGCAUUAGGAGGGAGAAAGCUUGAUUUCCUGUGGAAUUAUUCGGACUCUGUUCAGGUUUUAGGUGAAUUGAGAGGCGUUGUUUCAUUAUGUAAAUAGGGAGAAUUGAGGUCUCAAACACAGCGGAUACGCCUUUAUCUGAGCAAGGGAUCACUUUUUUGACUUGUAGUGCAGUUUUUUAGUUCUGACUUUGCUAAUAGAUGGAAUGCCUACUUAAUC
Molecule: messenger RNA, 2237 nt
Organism: Rhododendron vialii
Lineage: Eukaryota; Viridiplantae; Streptophyta; Magnoliopsida; Ericales; Ericaceae
Product: rop guanine nucleotide exchange factor 12
Exons: 7
Coding region: 306-1964 (552 amino acids)
Molecular function (GO): guanyl-nucleotide exchange factor activity
Source: RefSeq, a predicted model, not a curated record